Molecule: messenger RNA, 2532 nt
Organism: Nothoprocta perdicaria
Lineage: Eukaryota; Metazoa; Chordata; Aves; Tinamiformes; Tinamidae
Gene: KLF5
Product: Kruppel like factor 5
Exons: 4
Coding region: 32-1129 (365 amino acids)
Biological process (GO): regulation of transcription by RNA polymerase II
Molecular function (GO): DNA-binding transcription factor activity, RNA polymerase II-specific; RNA polymerase II cis-regulatory region sequence-specific DNA binding
Source: RefSeq, a predicted model, not a curated record
UUUCACUAUAUACAUAAAAACAAGAUGUGAAAUGGAGAAAUAUCUGUCACCUCAGCUCCCGCCCGUUCCUGUCAUCCCUGAACAUAAAAAAUACAGAMGAGACAGUGCCUCAGUUGUAGACCAGUUUUUCACUGACAGUGAAGGGUUGCCUUACAGUAUCAACAUGAAUGUCUUCCUCCCUGACAUUAGUCACCUGAGAACUGGCCUGUACAAAUCGCAGCGACCGUGUGUGACCCACAUCAAGACAGAACCAGUCACGAUCUUCAGCCACCAGAGUGAAACUACUGCCCCUACUCCUGCCCCUACUCAGGCCCUCCCUGAGUUUACCAGCAUCUUCAGCUCUCACCAAACUCCUGACGUGAACAACAUUUUUAUCAAGCAGGAGCUUCCUACUCCAGACGUUCACCUUUCUGUGGCGCCCCAGCAGGGCCAGUUAUAUCAGCUCCUGAGCUCCCCGGAUCUCGACAUGCCCAACACGACUCCCCAGGCUGCCGUAAUGGACUCCCUCAACAGUGUCUCCAUGCCCUCUGCUAUGGCAGGCCUUAACACGCUCUCCCCRGCGCUUCCACAGACUGCAAUGAAACAGUUCCAGGGCAUCCCCCCGUGCACCUACACGAUGCCAAACCAGUUUCUUCAACAGCAGGCCACCUACUUCCCCCCUUCACCCCCAAGCUCAGAGCCUGGAAGUCCAGAUAGACAAGCAGAGAUGCUGCAGAAUUUAACCCCUCCGCCAUCGUAUGCCGCAACCAUAGCUUCCAAGCUGGCAAUUCACAAUCCAAACAUACCAGCCACGCUGCCAAUAACUACCCCAAAUAUACAACCRGUCAGGUACAACAGAAGAAGUAACCCGGACUUGGAGAAAAGACGUAUCCACUACUGUGACUAUCCCGGCUGCACAAAAGUUUAUACAAAGUCUUCCCACUUAAAAGCGCACCUGAGAACUCACACUGGGGAGAAGCCGUACAAGUGCACGUGGGAAGGCUGCGACUGGAGGUUCGCCCGCUCCGACGAGCUCACGCGCCACUACCGCAAGCACACGGGCGCGAAGCCCUUCCAGUGCGCCGUGUGCAACCGCAGCUUCUCCCGCUCCGACCACCUCGCGCUCCACAUGAAGAGGCACCAGAACUGAGGCCGCGCUCGCCGCCGCUCCCCAUCUAUGCAAUUUCCUAUGGACUCGCGACUCGCGGCUAACGCUAGCUUAGUUCCUGACGAUGGGUUAUCCAUUGAAACGAAAUCUCGAAAGAAACUGGAAAUGUAUAUUUUGUAUAUUUAUGCAGAAAAAGGGAAGACACUGAAUCGCAGCGCCAGGUUUCGCUUGUUUGUUUGCUCUCAUGAUGUAUAUGGCUUUAGUCAGCAGGAUUCAUCUCUUCACAAGUAUUAUGUCUUGACACAUUGCAGCAUUACGCAUUUUUUUCUGUUGCAGUGUUUUGACCAAAGCACUGUCAUUAUCGUGACAAUGUUUAGUAAAUGAGUUAAUGAGAGGCUGCAGGUGAAUGAACAGUGGAAAAGCCAUGAAUUUCUAACCCGUCGGGUUUUUACUGGACAUAUUUAGUACUUGUGGGUUCUUUUUAAACGUUAAGUCAUUCUGUGGAGAUAAAACACACAGAAAAAUUCAUAAACAGCCAUAGAACAAAACUUUUUUGUUCUGGAUGUUGCAUGUUUGCUAUGACAAAGAUUUUGUAAAUAUGCAAAUCAGCUUUUUGGGGUUUAAUACAAAAGUUUUCUAAAAAUCAUCUGAAAAAAGGAGUUGCUUUACAUUUGAUACCACGGCACAUUUGCAAACAAAUUUAUUUAAAUACCUCUCUAAACAGUACCAACUUAGCUUUAUUUUUUCUGGAGAGAAAUGAGCUAAGCAUACAGAUAUUUUGUACCUGUUAACACAAAGGGUGUGCACUGAGUAUUCAAAGCAGGAUUUUGUUUUCAAAUUGCUUAAAAGGGCAAAACACUUAGAAUGAGCUAUAAAGUAAAUGUUGGAAGCCUAAAUAAUGGGGAUAGUUACAGUUUUCAGAAUGUUAAACCUCUUACUAUAAGCUAAACUUAGUAUCAGUUUAAAAAGAAGGAUUUAGGAUGCAAUUUUCAUACAUGGACAUGUUAAGCUGGUUCGGCACCAUUAUGAUCCAGUUUCACAUGGAUAUUGCAUGUAAUUUCCUAGAAGGUAAAAGAUACAGUAAUUUUAUUUAAAAUUACAGUGCAGUUUAGAUAAUCCACUGUUCAGACUGACACACACUCAUGCAGGGCAAAAGUGACUGCUCCAUCUGUAGCUGAAACUCCGCUGAAGUCGACGAAGUCCUUUGGUGCCAGCGACAACUUCGAUCCACAGUGUUCCACUUGGAAAUAGUAAAUGAAGGGCCAAAGAUGAGGUUGUUUUGUGUAGGAUUUGGCCGUGCGACAAACAAGCCUAGAGAGUGUCUGGAGUUCAUAAGCAGUAAUACUGAGCUGUCAACCAAAGGGUAGGUUAAGAAUCAAAAUACCAAAAAAGGGUCUUGCAGGAAAACCUAGCUUUGUUAAAACUGUUGUUUGUCUUUAUUUAUU